This is a messenger RNA of Rasamsonia emersonii CBS 393.64, 1158 nucleotides long. RefSeq names its product DNA-binding protein HGH1. Lineage: Eukaryota; Fungi; Ascomycota; Eurotiomycetes; Eurotiales; Trichocomaceae. Bases 1 to 1158 code for a protein of 385 amino acids. The record is from RefSeq and is a predicted model, not a curated record. The transcript is spliced from 5 exons.
AUGCCAACUGAACUGGAGGAGCUUGUCGAGUUUCUCCAUCAUGGUAACACGCAGAUAAGGCAAGUUGAGACAUUGAUUGACCAUGUAUUUUUCCCGCUAUUAGCAUGUGAGAAUCUCGUCGGCUUCUCCACCGCUCAGCCGUCUCUAUUCAAAAGACAACAGCUCGUACCAGUGCGGGACUUGAAGCUUCUAGUUCGGGAUUACGCUAAGCCCAUCGCAAAGAAUGCGUUGACGAUGCUGAUCAACCUCUCGGCUGACGAGGAGGUUCUAAAAAAUCUCGCCGAGGAUGAUGCCUUCCUAGAAACCCUUCUGGUCAAAAUAACGAACCCCAAAGAGCCAAAUGCAAACGAAGUUGCGAUGUUACUGGCCAAUCUGGCCAAAUCGGAUAGUCUCAGGCGAAUCAUAACCUUGACCAGGAAAGUGCCGGAUUCAGUCUCCGGCUCGAAGAGAGCCAUGGAUCAACUCAUGGAUUGCUUUGUUAAAGGCGCAGAAGGCUCCUUGAACAAGAAUGCGGACUAUGAUUAUCUGGCAUACUUCUUUGCGGACCUCUCCAAGUCCGAGGAAGGUCGCGCUUAUUUCACAACGAGACAAGAGUAUGAUUCGGUGGUGCCGAUCUCUAAACUUGUCGUCUUUACGGAGCACAAAAGCGAUAUUCGAAGACGAGGGGUAGCCUCAACGAUUAAGAACGUGGCGUUUGAUAUUCCGUCGCAUCCCAUGCUGUUUGCAGAGGAUGGAGUGAAUUUGUUGCCGUAUAUCUUGCUGCCAAUCAUGGGGCCGGAGGAAUAUGACGACGACGAGACCGCAGCGAUGCUGCCGGAUCUGCAGCUACUGCCGCCCGAUAAGAAACGGGAUCCUGAUCCUCACAUCAUUUUGACGCAUUUAGAAACGUUACUGUUGUUGACAACUACGAGGGCAGGUCGAGAUAGAAUGAGAGAAGUGCAGGUAUACCCUAUCAUCCGCGAAUGUCAUCUUCAUGUGGAGAAUGAAGAGGUCCGAGAAGGUUGUGAUAGAUUGGUCCAAGUGUUGAUGCGUGGUGAGGAGGGUGAGGAAAAUGAUGCUGAGAAGGAAGCCAUGGCCAGAGCAAGAGCUUAUGCGCUGGCCCAAGAGUCUCAAAAGCAGGAUGAGGACGAGGAUGAGAAAAUUGUCGAUAUUUGUUGA